AUGCCGGCAUUGGCGAAUCUUCGGCAAAACACUCAAGAGCUGCUGGAUACAUGCCUCCAAAUCUCAUGUGGAAACAUUGCCGCUGGCCAUGGGCUGCGCGGUGUCGUCACCGUCCUUCUGCUGUGUAGCUUUUGGUCAGCGGGCUUAGCAAAUGCUAUUCGACCUGGUCACAAGCCUGCUAAACCUAUGUUGGAGCAAAGGGCUGCCCCCAUUCCUAUCGGCACUACCAUCCGUCCGCACCGGGCUGGAGAUAGUCUUGGACCCAAGCCAAGCAUUCCACGGCGGCCCUUUGUCGGCACUGAGUCGACUUGGACUAAAGUCUACCCAGGCACUACCAUCACUCCAUUUGCCGUCAAUCAAUGCAGAGUUUCCAAUCACCUGGGUUGA
Messenger RNA from Plenodomus lingam JN3, 387 nucleotides. NCBI's taxonomy places the organism in Eukaryota, Fungi, Ascomycota, Dothideomycetes, Pleosporales, Leptosphaeriaceae. The record is from RefSeq and is a predicted model, not a curated record.